Molecule: messenger RNA, 1308 nt
Organism: Sphenostylis stenocarpa
Lineage: Eukaryota; Viridiplantae; Streptophyta; Magnoliopsida; Fabales; Fabaceae
Source: the annotation of a GenBank genome assembly
AUGACAAUAAUGUCAGACUAUUCAUAUCUGGUGUUGCUUUUUUUGUGUCUUUGCAACCUCUCUUCUUCAGAAGCUAUCAUCGAUGGAUUCAGUGUGGAGAUAAUCCACCGUGACUCAUCAAAAUCACCAUUCUAUCGUUCCACAGAAACUCAAUUCCAAAGAACUGCUAAUGCCCUGAGUCGUUCCAUUAUCCGUGUCAAUCAUUUCAACCAAUCUUUUGUGUCUCAAAACACACUUCAGGCCCCAGUAACCUCAGCUCCAGGUGAAUAUCUAGUGAAGUAUUCAGUUGGAAGCCCUCCACUCCCGGUCUAUGGAAUUGUUGAUACGGGUAGUGACAUUACUUGGCUGCAAUGCCAACCAUGUAUAAAAAGUUACAAGCAAAUCACUCCUAUCUUUGAUCCUUCAAAAUCCAAAACAUACAAAACCAUCCCUUGCACUUCCAGUACAUGUCGUUUAGUACAAGGUACUUCUUGCCCCUCGGCCACUAGCAAUUGUGUAUAUACUAUUGACUAUGCUGAUGAGACACACUCACAAGGAGAUCUUAGUGAAGAGACCCUUACUUUACUCUCCACCAAUGGCUCUCCUAUCCAAAUUCCUCGAAUUGCAUUUGGAUGUGGUCAUAUCAAUGCUGUUUCCUUUGAAAGAGGAAAUUCUGGCAUAUUUGGCUUAGGACGCGGAGCUGUAUCCCUUAUAAAUCAAUUGCGCUCUUCAAUAGGUGGAAAGUUUUCUUAUUGUUUGGUACCAGCACAUUCACAAUCUACUGUAUCUAGCAAACUCAAUUUUGGAGAUGCUGCUGUGAUUUCUGGGCCUGGGACUUUCUCAACCCCAUUAUUUGCACAAAAUCGAGAACCAUUUUAUUACCUACACUUAGAAGCAUUUAGUGUCGGACGCAAUAGAAUAGAGUUUGGAAGUUCUUCAUCUAAACCUGGUGGAAAUGGAAAUAUCAUAAUUGACUCAGGUACAACACUCACUUUUUUGCCAAAUGAUGUUUACUCAAAGUUGGAAUCAGGAGUUGCAAGUGCAGUUAAGUUGCCGCGUGCUAAGGAUCCUAAUCAAGUGUUGAGACUCUGCUACAAAGCUAAUAGCAUAAAUGCACCAGUGAUCACAGCACAUUUUACUGGUGCAGAUGUCAUUUUAUAUGGUCUCAACACCUUUGUUCAUGUGACAGAUGAGGUUGCAUGUUUGGCUUUCCUGCCAAGUCAAACUGGUGCUGUCUUUGGGAACUUGGCUCAGCAAAACAUUUUGGUCGGCUAUGACCUUCAGAAGAACACAGUGUCCUUUAAACUCGCAGAUUGUUCUAAGCAGUGA